Messenger RNA from Megachile rotundata (alfalfa leafcutting bee), 1828 nucleotides. Its product is annotated as G kinase-anchoring protein 1-A. Lineage: Eukaryota; Metazoa; Arthropoda; Insecta; Hymenoptera; Megachilidae. The record is from RefSeq and is a predicted model, not a curated record. Gene Ontology annotation, biological process: signal transduction. Gene Ontology annotation, cellular component: Golgi apparatus.
CUGAUUUCAUUUGGUCAACAACAGUUGGUACUGCUGUGUCGCCGGGCGGUUAAGUGUAAUUUUAGUAAUAUUUCCCGCUAGAGGCGCUAGUAUUUUACGUCGACGUUUACUAUUCGUUUCCGGUUUACGUCGUAGCUUAACGACGUUCUUCAUUUUUCAUUAUACAUCCGUUUGCAUACAAUAACUAUAUUCGCUACCGGAAGUUCUGUAGUUUCGUUAUCGAUGCGUAUAUUUACGAUUUACAGAAAUGGCGACUGCUGUGCCAUCGAGAUUCGCUGUUCUCAGCAUUGACGAUGACGAUUGUAAGCCGAAGAAAACUCAGAAGAAUGUUGCUGCUGGUAAGACAAAUCAAAAAUCCAAAAACGAUAAAUCGAAGCAACAACAGCAACAAAAGAAGGAUGACAAAAAAAAACAAAACAAGGGGAAAAAGAAAAAAUCCAAUAACAGUAAUAGCAACGAAAAUCAACAAUGGGAACAAUGGAAACAAAAAGACACAAUGGCUGUCGAGGAAACUUUUGAGCAAGAAUUGCAUCAAGCCAUCUUACUAUCAAAACUGGCUUACGAAGAACAACUAGUAAGUGCAGCUAAGUCAGACAAAGAACAGGAACCAAGUAAGAAAUCAGGGAAAAAGUCAAAAAAGGCUACUAUGACAUUGGAGGAAUUCAACAGUAUGGGAUCCAAUGCUCCUCAGGAAGCAGUUACACCUCCUGAAUGUGGGGAGACUAAAACAAAAGAACCGGAUGUAGAAUUUUUUGAAAGGAUUGAGAAGGAAACAAAAGAAGAAAUUACGAAAGGAAAGGAAAAGGAUAUGUUAAGGGCAAGGUUGAAUAAAAUUGAUGAUGAUAUCACAUCUGCCCAAUUAAGGGUCGAAGUAGAAAAACGUGACGAAAUUAUUAAACAGUUAAGAACACAGGUCGAAAAAUUAAAGGAAGAAUUAACACAGGUUAAGGAAAGAAAUAAAAAACUAUAUCAGAUAUUAUCUCAUGGUGAAAUGAAAGACAAGGCUUCCGUACUAGCCGAAGUAGCGAAAUUACAAGAAAUACGAGAUGAGUUAACAACAGAGGUGGCAUCUCUACAUGCACAAUUAGAACAAGAAAGGUCCAAAACACGAACUAAUAGUACAGACGUUAAACCGUCAAAACAAACUAACAAGAAGAGGCCAGCCAGCGAAAAUGCCUAAGUUAAAAAAUAUUUUUAUUGGAUGUAAAGUACUAAACCAUUGUGAUCUACAAAGCUUAAUUUACUACUAAUGGUUAAUCAGUUAACAGUCUUAAGACUGAUGUGUAAUUAUUAAAGGUUAAGAUCUCAUAGAAAUGUAUCACGUACUUGACAUCUAAGUAUAUAAAGAUUUUUUAAGUACAUAUUUUUCAGAUAUAUAGUUCAUUCGAUAAAAAUAUCAGCAUGUUCGUAUUUUUCUAAACUGUACAUUUUCAUUUGUAAUUCGCCUUAGUUUCUAACGACAUUUUACAUGAAAUUCUUGCGACAUCAUCUCUCAAACUUCGCGCGAACUUACGUUAGUGAGUUGAUACUAUGUGAGAUAUUUUGUAAUAAUUGUAUUCGGUAUACUAUUCGAUAGUAAUAAUUCUUUUAACGCUCUGUUAAAGCAAUAAACAGGAAUUAACAUAUUGUCAAAAAUACGAUGUGUAUCGUAGAAGUAAUAACGUCUCGUUUAACAUGAACAUACAUAGAUAUUAAAUAUUAAAGAAGAAGAAUAAAAUAUUUUGUUCCAUGAGACUGAACAGAACUUUGUACGCAAACAAAAUUUCAGGUCCUAAAUAUACUAUCAUGAAUGUAUCAACUAACGAAAUAAAUAUAUUUUCACAAAAUG